AUGAAUAUUCAAUAUAUUUUCUUGGGAUUAUUUUUUAUUCUUCUAUUAGUUACAUCAUCGUAUGAAAUAUCGUUGGAGGAUAAUAAUACUAAUUUAACAACUCCAAAUAUUUUAACUGAUUCAGUAACAACAUUAAUUAUAUCAACUGCUAUACCUAAUGUUACUUUAACGACAGGAUCGAUUACAACAGAAAAUGUAACCAGUAAUUCAACAACAACAGCAACACCUGUAACUACUAUGACUGUUACGACAGCAAAUAUAACAACAUCUUCAACAACAUUAACUUCAACAAAAAUAAUAUCUACUACAAUUAAAGUACCCGGUCGUAAAUUUGAUAUGCUUUCAUUUAUUGGUGGAAUAAUUCUUACAAUUGGUCUUAGUGCAAUUAUAUUUCUCAUUGUAAGUUAUUUACGUCGUAGUAAUCGAUUACCUUAUUCAAAUCUACGAUAA
This is a messenger RNA of Rotaria sp. Silwood1, 450 nucleotides long. Lineage: Eukaryota; Metazoa; Rotifera; Eurotatoria; Philodinida; Philodinidae. The record is from the annotation of a GenBank genome assembly.